This is a messenger RNA of Zootoca vivipara (common lizard), 7226 nucleotides long. NCBI's taxonomy places the organism in Eukaryota, Metazoa, Chordata, Lepidosauria, Squamata, Lacertidae. The record is from RefSeq and is a predicted model, not a curated record.
CGCGCGCCAAAUCCGUGCCGUUGCCGGAAACUGCCUGAGCGCGCGGGUGGCGGGUGGGCGGUAAGCGGCGACUCGGAAGGGCCCCGGAGUGUAGUUGGACGAUGUUGUAAAACUUAAAACAUUCGCCCUGACAGAGGCGUAGCUGGGAGCCAGUGGCCUGCCUUCUCUGAGACGGAGGGUACUGGAGUGCGCGCGAAGACUUGUCUGCUUCUGCUACUUUUUACCCCCCUAGACUAGCCGAAAGCCGGGCUGAGGCUCUCCACGUAGCUCCUGCUCUUUCCCUCUCCCGCUUUAUCUGUGGUAGUUCUACUGGGCAGCUGGACAUUAUUUGGGAAGAAGGAAACGGAGACUGGUCAGGGAAGGCCUUGGAACUCUAGUAAAAUUCAGAAGGAAGAGGGUCGUUAAGAAUCGUAGUGUUCUGCUACACAGUAAGGUUGGGGGCUAAUUUACCUUAGUGCUUAGGAAUUGUUUCAGUUUCUUUCCCCUGAAAGAGCUGGCAUAUGAGUUGGGUUAAAAGAAUGUAUAAAUAGGUUUGAGGUCAGGCUUCAGAGGAAGUAACGUAACUUAAAAAGCAGCUGUAGGAUUAGUAGGAGCGAAGAAAACCAGCCCCAAAGUGACUCGCAGCAGCUAAUGAGAAGCAGUAUGUUCUGAUAUGAGGGGUAUUUUUGUUUUCAGGUAGCAUUCUCUAAUUUGGCUUUUCAGAUGGCGCAGGCAUUUCGAGAACUCUCUCUGUUUUAUUGGAUUAGAGAACAUAGCUGAAUGUAGAUGUUUGUGCCAAAAGGAAAGUGUGGACAUAAAUAAGUUUGGGUAUAUCUAAAUGAGGGACGCAGGUGGCGCUGUGGGUUAAACCAUAGAGCCCAGGGCUUGCCGAUCAGAAGGUCGGCGGUUCGAAUCCCUGCGACGGGGUGAGCUCCCGUUGCUCGUUCCCAGCUCCUACCAACCUAGCAGUUUGAAAGCACGUCUGUAUGCUGCUCUGGUUUGCCAGAAGCGGCUUUGCCAUGCUGGCCACAUCACCUGGAAGCUGUACGCCAGCUCCCUCGGCCAAUAACACGAGAUGAGCGCCACAACCCCAGAGUCAGGGGUCCCUUUAUCUUUACUGGAUAUCUAAAUGGGGCUGUUCCACUCUGCCUGCCCUGAGAAGCCCCUUGUGGCUAAAUGAUGGAUUGUAGCAGAUGAACAUACGGUAAUUGCACAAAGAUCCUCUCCUUAUCUCUAUUUUGAAUUAUCUCCAGUAUCUCCUUAUAAGAUGAGUAACUGCUCUUCCUCAAGACUAGAAGAUAGAGUUCAGCGAACUCUGAAAAAAGUGUUUGGAUUUGACACUUUCAAGACCUCAUUGCAGGAAAGUGCAACCAGAACUGUUGUGAAAGGGGAGAAGGAUGUCUUUGUAUGCAUGCCCACUGGCGCAGGGAAAUCCCUGUGCUACCAGCUUCCCGCAGUCCUGGCAACAGGAAUCACUAUUGUCAUUUCACCUUUAAUUUCACUGAUUCAGGACCAAGUGGACCAUUUGCUCUUGCUUAGAGUGAAAGCCUGCUCUCUUAACUCCAAGAUUUCUGCUCAGGAGAAAAAGGCCAUCUUAGCUGACUUGAUGUGUGACAAGCCUCAGAUAAAGCUCCUCUACAUCACACCAGAGAUGGCAGCUUCUUCUUCCUUUCAGCCCACCCUGAAGGUUCUAGUGUCUCGAAACCUUCUCUCCUACCUAAUAGUUGAUGAGGCUCACUGUGUUUCUCAGUGGGGGCAUGACUUCCGACCAGACUACUUGAGACUUGGCUCUUUGCGCGGUCAAAUCCCCAACACUCCAUGCAUAGCCCUGACUGCCACAGCCACUAAACAGGUCCAAGAUGAUAUUGUAGCAUCGCUUAAGCUAAAGAGGCCUGUCGCCACCUUCAAAACACCUUGCUUCAGGUCCAACCUGUUCUAUGAUGUGCAGUAUAAAGAUGUCUUAACGAAUCCAUAUGAAAAUCUGAAGGAUUUCUGUCUGAAGUGUCUUGGGCAGAGGAAUGACUCCGGGCGCUACUCAGGCUGCGGAAUUGUCUACUGCAGGAAGAGAGAAGUAUGUGAACAAGUGGCUAUUGAACUUAGCUACAGAGGAGUCAACUCCAAGGCAUAUCAUGCAGGACUGAAAGUAGCAGAGAGAACAUCGGUUCAGAAUGAGUGGAUGGAGGAGAAGGUUCCAGUUAUUGUUGCUACUAUCAGUUUUGGAAUGGGAGUUGACAAAGCUAAUGUCAGAUUUGUUGCACAUUGGAAUCUUGCACAAUCUAUAGCUGGGUAUUACCAGGAGUCCGGAAGGGCUGGGAGAGAUGGAAAGCCAUCCAGCUGUCGCCUCUAUUACUCACGGGAAGACAGGGAUCAAAUCAGCUUCCUAAUCAAGAAGGAACUUGCUACGUUGCAGGAAAAGCAAGGCUCCAGUCGGAAAGAAUCCAGUAAAGCUAUGCUGAAAGACUUUGAUGCUAUGGUGGCCUUCUCUGAAGAACUGGGUUGUCGUCAUGCCGCUAUAGCCAACUAUUUUGGAGAUGCCGUCCCCCAGUGCAACAAGUGCUGUGAUUACUGUAAGAAUCCAGCAGCAGUGAAAAAGCACGUAGAGGCACUUGAACACACCGGCAGCGGCUGGAAUAGAACCUGCAUUGGACCCUCUGCUUCCUCUUGGAAUGCCUUCGACCCAGACCUGUAUGAAGGAGGCAGAAGAGGCAUGGGUGGCUUCAGCAGAUAUGAUGAAGACGGUGGGAGUGUGGCUGAAACGAAUGAGGACCAUCAGAAAAGGGAAUGGAACAACUUCUAUAAGAGGCAGAUGAGUCUGCGCAAGGGCCAGGAACCUGAAAAAGACAACUUUGUCCCUCCAGAUGCUGAUUGUCCCUUGAAGGAUGCAGCCAGCAGAAAAAUAGCUAAAAUCACAGUGAAGGCUAGAGAACACUGUCUAAACAUGCUGAAAGAAGCACUGAGCAACAACCAGGAAGCAGCACUAACAAGAGAUGGCUCAGAUGUUCUAAUACAUGCCGUGGAAAUGGAGUAUGAAGCUUUCCAGGCCAGUAAAAUGGCAAACCUGUACAAGGCGACUGUUUUAAAGAAGGUCACCGAAAUUAACAAAGCUUCCAAAGAUGGGGAGCUGUAUUCCACCCUCGGAGUCAAUGGCAGUUCCAAGUUGAAGACUGAACCAGUGGCAACAGCUGAUGAUGGCUUCAUCCCCGCAUCCAAGGUCAAUACGUUCAAACCCAAGAGGGUGGGGAUUGGAUUUCGGAAAUCAUCUGAUGUAUUCCAGUCAGCUUCAGAAGUUCUGGGUGCCAAGGGAGAUGAUGGAGUUAAGCCUCUGAAGGAGGACAUUAGCCAGGAGAGAAGCCACCACUGUGACCCUAAGCAUAUGGACAUUAAUGGCACACUUGAGAGAGAGGCGGAAGUGGCUGAAGAAGUUUGCCAAAAUGUCAUGGAGGUUCCUCAGAAGAAGGGGCAGCAAAGCACCUCUGAUGCUAUAGCCUGCUUGGGAGUUAGUCCCACCAAGAAGGGCAAACCCAGUAAGAAACAGCUGCUACUGGCAGAAGCAGCUAAGAAAGACUCUCAGAAGAUAGCAAAAUUCUUCUCCAUCCCCAAAGCAGGGUCCUUGGCAUCAGAGCUUGAUUUGGCAGAAGAGAACAACUGCUACCAUGAUGAACUACCUCAGUUUCCUUCCCAAAGAAUGUGUGACGAGAAAGCAGAAUUUCAGGAAACUGAAAUGGUCUCCAAAGAAGAAACAGCUAGCUCAUCUCAUGUGGAAGAGGAAGAAUCAGAAAAAGCAGCAGAAGGUCUGACUGUUAGAAUUCCUAGCUCAGGAACAGAAUCCUCAUGUUCAGGAUCAACCUUUGGAAAACCGAGAGUUAAGCUUUUCGUUGAAGAUGGAAUGACAAACAGUUGCGGAAACCAUAAUGGAAAGAGACCAGCGUCAGCUGAGGAUCUGGGGAGCCCUUCUGGAAAGAGGCUACGGAUGAUGACUAAGUCUUCCAUCACAUUGCAGUCAGAGGGGAAAGCUGAUGGGCUGAUGAAAAAGAAAGUCACGUUUGAUCCCAAUCUGUCGCAGGUUGAUAAAGAAGGAACUACCAGAAUCAUCCAGCCAACGACAAAGGCAUUGUCACUUAAGGAAACGGCAGACAUUGUUGUAAAAUACUUGACCCCUUUCUACAAAGGUGGCAAAUUUGCUUCCAAGGAUUUGUUUAAAGGGUUUGCCCGGCACCUCUCUCACUUACUGGCUGCAGACAAGAGUCCUCUCCGUAAGACAGUAAAAGAAGAAGCACAGAGACUGAUCAAGGAAUUUUUCAAAACCCGUGACAAGUGUGAAAAUGAGACAGACUGGCAGGAGCUAACCAGCUUGGAAACAUGACACCUGAAAGGCACUGGUUUUGUCUGCUUCCUGUGGGUGCUGGACCCCAAGCACUGAAAGGAAUCAUCGUAGCUAUGGGAGGGGGGUGGUGGACCCAGUUAAGCACCGCCCAGGGGAAAAGGCCUUUGAGAGUGUUAUCCUAGCUAGGAAAAGUCUGUUGUGCAGAUGAAGUCACCAAUUUUAAGUUACAAUGCUGCCCUGUGAUACAGUCAACUUUGCUUGUUUUAGACAUACCAUGAGACUGUAAUUGAUUCUUUCUCUGACUAGGAAUCUUGCUGCUACCCAAGAUUUCCCCCCUCAACCCCCAGUCCAUUACUAUGUUUUUUUAAUUAGCAGCAGCAGCCUCACUCAGAGUUGUCAUGGAAUACAUUUGCUUUAAGGAAGGCUUUCUCGUUUUGAUAACAGUGGAAGGGAGUCUAGCAGAGCUGCUUUGCCCAGGUCCCUUUUGAUUUGUGUUGUUUGUGCUGAAAAGUGUCUCCUUGCACUAGAGUAAUUAUUUUUUAAACUGUGCAUAUUGCAAUAAGAAUGAGAAAUGAUCUCUGACAGACUCUUCAGUGUAGACUUGAGUAAAGUAAAUUUAGGUUGCAUGAAAUCCAUGUACAGUAUAAUAAAACCCAGAAAGCUACCUCUUUAAACAGAGAGAAGCUGCUAUGGGAAGUGGGUGAUUUUGUAACACCAGCAGGGCAGGGGAGGUUAUUGGUGGCAGUUCCUGCCAGCUGUGUUAUCCCAAAUGACUCCACUCGCACAUGAAGUUGCAAAAUACAUGUUUGCCAACUUCUAUGCUCCCCAUAGUUGUGUUACAUACAAAUGCAUGUAUUUUCAGGAGAGAACAGCCUUCUUCAAGGCUUGAGGGCAUGUCCUUGCUUAACGUAAGUUGAAAUGUGCAGUUUCUCUAAUUUGUAAAUGUGUACAGCUUUAGGAGGGAGAGUUUUAUAUUUUGUGAAACCUCAGGAAUAGAUAGAGGCCAUGGGGCAACCCUUCCAUCCCUGCCAAAUUCUAUUUGGUGGCUACCAGUGUUUAUAUUCUGUUUUUUGUUUGCAGUAAACAGUUGUAUCCAGGAGCACCUCCUUCUGAUGGAAAGGCCUAAUACAUAUUUCAGGAAAGUUGUUGCCAUUGCAAUGUAUAAUUGCAUUUUUCUUUGUGCAUAUGGAGUAAGUCUAAAGAAAUCAGAGACCUUUGCAAAUAGGUUAUUACUGACAUAUGAUUCCAGGUAGGUUCAUGUUAGGGCUGCUUCACAAGCUCUGUGAUGACAGGCGCGUUUGAUGCACGGUAAGGAGCCCUGGACAUUUGCACCUGCAGAAAACAUGAGUGUGUUGCAUGUGCAGAACUAUGUUUUUCGGGUGUAUAUGCAAAAUACUUUACAGGUUAUAAUAUGAGAUGUAGCCAUUUGUAUUAGCCACUUUGUAUUGUCCAUCAGGAUGUUAAGAGAACCAGCCUUCCAAAUAUCACAGUUGACUGGGCAGAGGUGAGUCUGCUGUGCAGAGUCCUUGGUAUGAGGGCUGUGCAAGUAUUCACUUAAAGCCAUAUUGCUGCAUUGUGCCUGUAAUGUCAUCUUACCAGACUACUGUGACAAAAUUGCCCAGGGGUUUUAGUAGGAAGAUGCUGCUUUAUUUAUGUAUUGUUCAAGUUCGGCAUAGACUGUAGAUUCCCUGCUGGGAUUAUGUUCAUCUGUGCCUUAGACUCGGGCCAUAGAGAAGCAUUAACCUUUUCCUUUAGUGGGAACUCCUAGACAAAGGUGGGCCUGGCAGAGGGACCCCCCUUCUUAAUAACUUGCACUUGGGAGCUAGGGGUUUGUUACUUUAAAAGGUUCGUGGUGCGCUGCUAAUAAAAUGAAUGUUAAAGAGCUUAUACAGCUUAAUCUCAUUAUUUUUACCACUGGAAAUCACACACAGGGGCCAGGACAGUAGCUCAUAUACAAAGGAUCGAUCUUCCUACCCACCUUGGGAGAGGAAGCAGCAGCCAAGAUACAUCACCCAGUCCCAUACUGCUCUGGCUCUCGCAAGAAAGAGUGGUAGGGGGGUUGAUCAGCUGAGAAGCAAGCUUCCUGCCCCCCUCCCACAGCUCAUCAAGCGCCUCCCCCUCCAGUUCGCAUAAGCCAGGCUCCUUCAAAGGCACCUGCCUGCCUUUGUCUGCUUGGGCAAAGGCGAGCAGCAGCCAAGUGCAUGGAGCCUGAGAAGCAUGUUCUCAGGCUCUGUGCGUCUGCCUUUGCAUUCUGACAGCAGCUCAGGAGCUGCGAUAUGAACACCAUACCAGUUUCAGACAAUGAAUCGCAGUAGCACCUAACUCUAGCUGUCAAAACCAUUACAAAAUCUAUCACACCAUAAGCAUCAGCCAACAGUUUGCCACCCCUCAAGGGCGACAUUAGUGUCUCUUGGUAGGGCAUUCUGCACCUGUUGUCUGUAGGGAGGGACAUAUUCCAGUUUUCAGAUCCACACAUGAAUGAUAUCUACAAUAACUGCCCCUUUGUCAGCAUUUUUGAAUGCUCUGUAUCAGGGCAGGGAUGCAGACUUAAUCUCAAAGGAAUAUUUGUACUGAGGCUGCUCAGAGCACAUAUAUGAACCACAAUUAAACAAGCAUCAAGGAGAGUCACAACAGCCAUUGAGGACAGUAAAGGCAGAAUGUCAGUGCUUUAAUAAUACCUGAACAUCUAGAUAGUGUGUGUCAGCGCCAGUAACAGUGAAAGUCAGCAAUGCUUUGGUAAACCUGGAUCUGCUUUUAGCAAAAACAAACUGUAAAUACCUGUGUCCUUCCUUGAACUUCAUUACAUGUAAUAAGAAGCAUGUCUAGAUCUGUUAAGCCAGUUUUGCUCUCUGGAACUGAAAGGGUAAACAUGCUUUUUUUUUUUAAAAAAAAGCACCUAAAUAAAGAUUAGAGGGAAAAUCUG